Molecule: messenger RNA, 1122 nt
Organism: Saccostrea cuccullata (small rock oyster)
Lineage: Eukaryota; Metazoa; Mollusca; Bivalvia; Ostreida; Ostreidae
Exons: 4
Coding region: 292-903 (203 amino acids)
Source: RefSeq, a predicted model, not a curated record
ACAACUAAGAUUGAUCCAUACCUCCAGAAAGAUAUCGGCUAAGCAACAGAUGGUUUCUCGAUAAGACUAUGAACACAUUCUAUAGUUUUUCAUCCAUGAUGUAAGGACCUACAAUCCAAUACAAAUGUAGUCCUGUAUACCUGGUAUUAUGACUAUGUCGGAAACAUAUAGGACACAUGCUACGUUCAGUGGUUGAAUUCGUCAUUUACCUACACGCCAAAAAAUUACUUUCAUCAGAAAACUGGAAAAAUCUUGAAAUUUUCUGAACAGUUUGUGUUUAAACACUUUGGAAUGAUCCUGGAAAGAAUUCGUCAUGUUUUUCUUAUCAACGUUGCUUUCAUCCUUUUUUCAUUGUUUCCCUCAACUAAAAGUGAAACUAGAGGACUACAUUUCCUGAAAAACUGUGGUCAAUACAAGGUCAAGGAUGUGAGCUCAGAACUCUCAUACAUGGUCACGUGGCAUGGAGAACAGAUGCCCUCGCCGUCCUGUAAACUGGGGUUCUCCGGGCCGAUAGCAGACACCAUAUACACGAGGUCCGUCUGUUACGACACGAUAUCCUUCCAAGUCAAGGACUGCAAAGUAGUAUUACAGUUUUCUGAAGAGAAUGGAAUGAAAGCCUCGAACUAUUCGUGUACCCACAAGCCUAGAGUUUGGUGCGCAGAAAACAAUCAGAUUGCCAAUAUCGACCUCAUGGGAGCGAAUCUAAACUCUUUCAACACAUCCUCAUUCAAAAUUCUGGUAACAGCACAAAAGAAAAACACAUUGUUGUAUUUGAAGAUUGGGAUCAGUGUUGGGCUUGUCUGUCUCUGUGUUACUGGCAUUCUUGUAGCCGUGUGCUGUUUCAAAAAUCAACAAAAAAAGAAAAGGGACUCUGAGCUAGAUUACACCAGGCUGACAGAAUAAACACAACAUUUUUCUGUUUAUAUGUUCUUGAUUCUGAUUAUGAGAGAAUGAGGGUGUGUGUGAGGGUGAGUGUGUGUGUGUUUGUUUUUGUUUUUUUUUUUAGUUAAAAAAAAAAUCGAUUCAUUUACUUUAUACAUAUGUUGCAUAUUUUCUGAUAUUUGGGAUUAUAUUUUAAAUGAUAACUUUAUAUGUUUUUUUUUCUUCUAGAUGUAUAUAGUU